This is a messenger RNA of Cylicocyclus nassatus, 488 nucleotides long. The record is from the annotation of a GenBank genome assembly. Lineage: Eukaryota; Metazoa; Nematoda; Chromadorea; Rhabditida; Strongylidae.
CACUACGCAAAUAUCCUAACCUAUAAGUAUUUGUUGUACAAGUGCUACACCCAGAAUGUUUUCACUCAAAUAUUUAAUCAUCGUUCUUGCUCUUGUCGGCUGUGCAUUAGCCCUUAAAUGCUAUUACGGAACUACGAAGAAUAAAGACAAGCCGCCAAAGAGCACCACAGAAUGUACCAAAAUAAAAUAUUGCGGAAAGGAAACUAAGAAAUCUGGUAAAGACAGAAUUCACGAAUAUGGCUGUCCUCUCGAGGCGACUUUUUGCAUGAAAGAAGGUUGCGAAACAAAAAACGAUGUCACCAGAUGCUGUUGUAAGAAGGAUCUCUGCAAUGGAUCAAAUACUUUGCCAGUUCUUCUCUCAUUUAUCCCACUUAUCGUAACAAAGAUGAUUCUCUAGCUAUAACAGUGUCCUUGCUGAUUUUGAAAGAUUAAGCAUUAAAGUUAUGAAAACAAAAACUCAAUAGUAUACUAUCUUUCGCAUAGGAGUC